Molecule: messenger RNA, 402 nt
Organism: Puccinia graminis f. sp. tritici CRL 75-36-700-3
Lineage: Eukaryota; Fungi; Basidiomycota; Pucciniomycetes; Pucciniales; Pucciniaceae
Exons: 1
Coding region: 1-402 (133 amino acids)
Source: RefSeq, a predicted model, not a curated record
AUGGCUGUCAAAGUCGACCAAUUGCUCAAGAAGGACGCAAAUCACAAUCAGGACCUCUCAAUCACCAAGAAUCAUAUCCGGUGCUUUUGUCACAAGCUAGCCCUCAUCCUCAAUGCCGGCCUCAAAGCAAUCUCAGUACCCCGACGUGAUCAAAUACCCACUGGCCCCGUGUUGCGUUUUGUCCCCGGGGCGUUGAUAAACGCAAGCCAGCCCCCCUGGCGCACGCCAAACCGCAUGCCAGGUGCGGAUUGGCGUGCACGCCUGCACGCCAAAGAAAAUCGGUGUGUGGGCCCGCACGCCAAUCUACAGAAUGUAGACCGGCGUGCAGGCGUGCACGCCAAUCUACAGAAUGUAGACCGGCGUGCAGGCCUGCACGCCGAGAAUUUUGCCGCCGUCCCAUAG